This is a messenger RNA of Punica granatum (pomegranate), 3768 nucleotides long. The record is from RefSeq and is a predicted model, not a curated record. Lineage: Eukaryota; Viridiplantae; Streptophyta; Magnoliopsida; Myrtales; Lythraceae.
AUCUUCGAACCAAAGCUAUUAAUUGCAGCGAAAUCAACCAUCCAAAUUCAACCACCAUAUCUACAAAAUUCAUCACCCAACAAAAAUGGGAACCCUGGCCUCCUCCCUCCCGCUCCAUGGCCGCGUGGCCAUCGUCACGGGCGCCUCACGCGGCAUCGGACGAGCCAUCGCUGUCCAUCUCCACUCACUCGGGGCGAAGGUUGUAAUCAAUUACUCCUCCAACUCGGCUCAGGCGGACCAAGUAGUGGCCGAGCUCAACCCCUCCGCAGAUAGCACGUCCCCUCCCCAGGUUAUCUCGGUGAGGGCCGAUAUCUCGGACCCGGACCAGGUCAAGCACCUAUUCGAUCUGGCCGAGCAGGAAUUCGGCCCGGGCGAGCUCCACAUCCUCGUCAACUGCGCCGGGGUGCUGGACUCGAAGUACCCGGCUCUCGCCGACACGACGCUCGAGGACUGGGACAGGACGUUCAGCGUGAACGCCCGCGGCGCGUUCCUCUGCUGCAGGGAGGCCGCGGGCCGCCUCAAGCGCGGCGGCGGCGGCAGGAUCAUUAUGAUCUCGAGCUCCCUCGUGGGUGCGCUCUACCCGGGAUACUCAGCCUAUGCGGCGUCCAAAGCGGCGGUGGAGACGAUGGUGAAGAUACUGGCCAAGGAGUUGAAGGGGACGGGGAUCACGGCGAACUGCGUGGCGCCGGGUCCCGUGGCCUCGGAACUGUUCUUUGCAGGCAAGACGGACGAGAUGGUCCAGAGGAUCGUCGACGCGUGCCCGAUGAGACGGCUUGGGCAGCCCGAUGACGUGGCCCCCGUGGUGGGGUUUCUGGCCACUGAUGCCGGGGAAUGGGUCAACGGGCAGGUCGUCAGGGUCAACGGCGGCUCGGUUGUUUGAGUUGAUCAACUUUUAAUUAAUUUCCUUCAUGUGGUGUUUGGAUGCUACUUGCUGUUGGGAGUGAUUCUUGUAUUCGAGCAGUAAGAAUUCCACUACUCUUGCUAAGUUGAAUCCCGACGAGGCAAUUCGAAUGUUCAACUACUCUUGGCAAUGCGAUUCCGAUUUAGCUCUAAGCACGUCAAUUCAAAUGCUAAAUCAUCAAUAGAUUUAUCGAGUGAAUCGGGACGUUCGGGUAGUUCAAUUACAUUUUGCAUGACUUGUGUAGAGAGAGAGAGAGAGGAGAAUAGAGAUAACCGAAGAAUAAAACUACCUGAGAGAAGAGAGAGGGACCGAAUUAGGCCGACCAAGACAAAAGCCAACAAGAACUCGAGUGGACGUAUUUACGAUCGAGGGAACAAUAGAAAGAAGAAAGAGUACCUGAACUAGUAUAUAACUAGUUCCCUUCAUUUAUCGCACGAUCUAUAUGGCCUUUGUAAGGUCACAUGGGACGUGGGAAAUAGUUUGGACGAAGCUGAAUAACCCAAGGUCUGAUGUUAAUAAAUCCUCCCCAGCUUUUGUGUUUUACGUGGUCAAGUGACGUCGUUUCAUGGACUUCUAUUCCUGCCCCAGCCAUGACCCGUUGGGCCGCAUUUGGGCCUGUGAAUCUCAGCUUCAGCUCAGUCAUGGAGGAAGAGGCCGAGAGGAGGAGGAAGACGAAGAAGAAGAAGAGGAGGAUAUUCGUAACGGGACGAGGAACACUUGACGAGAACAUGUGGUAACGGUUUCUUCCGUGUCGUCCUCAUUCUUGCUUUGGCUCCAUUGAAGAAAGCUCAAAAACCAGUCCUCGAUCACUCCACGGAAGACCAAACCUCGCUGUCUGAUGGCUCAGUUCACACCUCAAGGACGCGUCAAGCUGCUCUGCAACGGCGGCGGCCGGUCCAUCGUGCUCGGGUCGAAGGAUCCGCUCCCGCACCGGCUCCGAAGAUCGGUCGGGCUUCACGGCCGCAAGCACAGGUUCGCCGGCCCGUCCGCGAAGCUCAACUCCUCUUCGCCUUCUUCUAAGAGCAGGUCGCGCAAUGUCAGUGGCGGUAAACCGCGGGACGUGAGCGAGGAACGCGUGCACGUGGACGGGGAUGACAGUGACUACGACGACGACGAGCUCGGAGACGACGACGAUCUGGCGUGUUUCCGAGGUCUCGUGCUCGAUCUCUCGUACAGGUCAGUUGGGGUAGCUCGUGUGAAACGUAUCAGUGACGAAAUUCAGCUCAAUGAAGCUAAUCUAAAGCUCUUGGAUGGAUUAUGCUGUCUUAGCAAUCGAAGCUUCUCUGCUUGAUCAAGCUCAUCCACAGCUGCUGCACUCUUCCAUUCUACUGUUUUCAGAACGACAACUUAGUAUUCUGCUUGAUCCGCUGGAGAUCGAUUGAUCCGACAGUUCCUUGUUUGUUUGGUUAAUCUCCAGGCCGGUGAACGUUGUCUGCUGGAAGCGCGCAAUAUGUCUGGAGUUCAUGGAGAAGGUUAAAGAUUAGUAAUUAAUUUCCUCCUUUUGAUACUUCCGAAGAAGGGAAGUGCUUAUUUGACUGGUCACUCGCUUUGAUUAUUAUAAUAAUGACAUUAUGAUAGGAAAAGUUGCAUGAUCGUCCAUAUUUAUACUAUUCUCUCGGGUAUAAAUCGAUUAUUCUGGCAUUAUUUUAAUCCGGAACUAUAUUGUAUCGGGGGGUUAAUCAUUUAUUUUAAGUUACGUGCUUGGUAAUAAAGAUUGAAUUUUGCUGUUGGUCCAAUGAGUACAACUUUUUAGAUCAAUCGGGUGCUAUUUUCUCGCCGCUUUACUUCAUCUUUCCCCUUUACAACUGCAGUCCUGUGAUGAUGAUUCGACUGUUUAUGAUGCAUUCAAGGGAUAUCUUUGUGAUGUAUCCCGGCGUUUUAUCUUAUGCAUGCAGGCUGAUGUACUAGAAUAUUAUGACCAGACCGUAAACUCGCCAAACGGAUCAUUCUACAUACCUGCAGUUUUAAGGGUGCCACAUUUACUGCAAAUGGUUAAGAGGAGGAGGGUAAAAAAUAGUCUUAGUCGUAAAAACAUUUUGCAUCGAGAUAAUUACACUUGUCAGUAAGUAAAUUUUUGGGCAUUUAUUAUGGAUGUGUUCUGUCUUUUCAAUUCAGUAAGAAGACUAAAGAUGGACAAAGAAUGCGUUAGUCCUCCCUGCAGAGGAGAGCAAUUGCCUACUUUAUUUUAUUUAUUUUUCUCAGCAUUGUUCCAUUUCGAUUCCUCUCUUCACCCCACCCCAACUCUCUUCCCUUCUUCUUAAGUACUGGGGACAGAGUAGGGUCCUCAGACUAGGAGAAUGUUAAAGGAGUGAUUGUAUUUUGUGCCAGUGUUCCUGCAUAUCGGGAGCUGACAAGCUAAAACAGUAGCUGAUCUAUUCGUAGGUACUGCUCUGCAAAGGAGAAUUUGACCAUUGAUCAUGUUGUUCCAAUUUCACGAGGUGGAGGAUGGAAAUGGGAAAAUUUGGUAGCUGCUUGUGCAAGGUGCAACUCGAAAAAAGGUCAGAAGACAGUGGAAGAAGCGAAUAUGAGGCUCCUUAAGGUCCCCAAGGCCCCGAAAGACUACGAUGUACUUGCGAUACCUUUAACAACAGCGGCAAUAAGGAUGCUACGGACAAGGCAAGGAUUGCCUGAGGAAUGGCGCGAGUAUCUCGCCAGGUCAUCCGAUCCAUGACCCGUAGUUUCUGUAGUUGUCGGUCUCUGUAUAUUCUCAUGCCUCGUAUAUAUUAUCUGAUCUCACUCUCGGUGGUCUAGCUGUGCCUCCGAUAAGUUAAUUCUGUUGCACAACCAAUGCAAAGACUUCCCCGAGAUGUGUAUAUUGUAAACUUGUACAUUAACUGUAAGAUCAACAGCAUAUAAUUUUUUACAUA